CGGGAGAGGAGUCUACCCCCAUUUUGAAUUUUAGGGUUUCGUGGAGGCCCGAAGAACGCCGCGCGAUUGGGAGUCGGAAUCAUCUCUAGGAUGAGAAUUUCAUGUGCCAUAGCAGUCUGACGAUAGAGCUCAGCGACCAGUGUGAGCACGAUUCUGACGGUGUUGUGCCUAGCGUUUGGUUGCCAUGCCAAGGGCACGUUGAGGGCUACGUCUCUCAAAGAUUUCAUCAAGAAUGGUUUAAUGCUGCUAUUUUUGUGAAAAUAAAAAACCAAGGGGAAGAGGCUUUCAAGCAUGAAACUUAUGGUAAUCUAAUAAUAUUUAAGCGCAAGAUCACAGAGAGUACUGGCACCACUAGUUUGAAGGACUAUCUGGGUUGGGUGCUUGAAUUGCUUGAGGUUGUCCAAUUUAAAUCUCCUGAUGUUAUGUUAAAGUUUCCUCAGCUGAUGGUGAAGCUUAAAUAUGAACCUCAGAUAAAUUUGGGGGAAGAUCUACUUAAAAAUCCAGCAACAUCCAACAUUGGUUGUAUGAGUUAUUAUUCUGAGCAUGGGGGCAGAGUGAUUGACCUGGAUGCUUUCCCUGAAAAUCUUUGGCAGGGUGAAUUAAAAGAAUUUACCCAGCAGUUGUUGAGAUGUGGUGGAGAUACGACAAGAAUCUUGAAGAACAAGCAGUCCAACUUCAUAUCCUUUGUGAUUGAUGAUAUCAGCACAAGUGUUAAUGACGCGGCUCCGACUGUCUAACAAAAAAGGUGUGGUGCAUUUGAAGGGCAUUGUGAACUGGCCAGGAGGAGGAUGUCAUCUGAUAAAGUGAAGCAGAAAGCAGAGUUCUGGAGGUAGGUAGUCUUUCCCUAUUUAUAUGUGUGUAUUGUUUAUUUUAUCUGCAGAUUGAAUUUCCAGGACAUUAAGCUGUUUUGAUUGAGAUAGUCCUUUAAUGUCUCGGAUCUCCAUGUCUAGAAGACUGACACUUCUUGACAAUCGUUCUCAAAUAUUGUUUCACUUUGCCUGAUUGCUGUUUGAAAAUGACCUUGAUAGUCAGCCAUGUAAAAUUCUACCCAGACGAUGUCCAUCAACUGGGAGAUCAGACAAGCCGGGGAGGAGCCGCUGGAGUAUUACAGUUCACGCUGAAACUCUUUUAAACAAUGGCACGUAGAAGAAGGCAAAAAAUGGCUAGGGGAAGGAGACGAAGAAUGCGGAGAAGAAGAACCCAAAAGACGAAGAAGAAGGAUGCCAAUGUGACAAUUUAGUGUCCAGUGAAAUUCAAGACAUCUUAAUAUAAUGACGUGGAUAGGCCACGAAAGCAUGAUGAUCUGGAUUAAAAAAGCCACCUCAGUUUUUCCGGCGGCCACGUAGACUAAUUUGGGCUGGAAAGCAACGGGUGACUUCCCGGUGAUAUGAAUUAGAAUGUGAGUGACCACUUUGAUACAUUUUAAAGUUGGAUGACCAAAGUGAUAAUAAAUCAAAGUUUGGUGACUUCCUGAAAAAUUAACCUAAACUUUUA
This is a messenger RNA of Dioscorea cayenensis subsp. rotundata (Guinea yam), 1494 nucleotides long. RefSeq lists its product as uncharacterized. The record is from RefSeq and is a predicted model, not a curated record. Bases 102 to 737 code for a protein of 211 amino acids. The transcript has 8 exons. Lineage: Eukaryota; Viridiplantae; Streptophyta; Magnoliopsida; Dioscoreales; Dioscoreaceae.